AUGUCUUCCAGCGAGCCUAACUCCUCCCAGGAUCUCAAGUUCCCCCCUGUGCAGGUGGCCCACUCGCUCACUAAGCUUGAUCUUGAAACGCUCAUGAUGAGGUCGACUCAACGCCGAGCCCCAGAAGAGGCGGGCAGCUCUCUCGACGACAGCAGCUAUGACCUGCUCGGCGACGGCGUCAUGGACAUGUCCGACGACGAAGCCCACACCGAGUCGAUCGCGUCCACCGACGGUCCCACGCCCGAUGACACGUCUGACGAUUUCAGUGAUGACGACGUCGAGUACGAAGCCGGCGAGCAUCACUUACAAGAUAGCACAUACUCUUCGCACGGCGAAUCCCAAGAGCAGCAAACCCACGUACACCCUAUACUAUCCGGGGAAGACUCCUCUCUGACAGAGGUUCCGCCAUACCUGAGUGGGAGCAUGAGCACAAGGCAUUUCGUACUCCAAGAGCAGCACACGGGCAGCUCUGAUGUAAGCCAUGGAAGCAGCGUCAUCAAGAGCUCGGCAGGUUAUACGGACGAGCUACCACCGGUGUUCGACCGUUAUGGCUGCAAAGAGAUUAGAUUGUCGGUCAAGGCAGCCUUGUCCAAGGACCCUCUCGCCACCCCAGACGCGUACCGAAUACUGUAUAUUGGUAGCGGAAAGUGGGCAGAGGGCACCAUCACCUCUAAGAUCUGCGCAGCGCUCGCUGCCUACCCUAGCGCCUCGAAGUCGGUCAUGGUCCGCGGUCACAUCGAGCCCUAUGCCCCUGUCCCGCACGCUGAUCGUUGUGCCAAAAUGGAGAUUCAGAAGUCGCGCGAGAAGAGGCACGUUCUCGCCAUCAUGGAAGAUGGACGACAGCUCAUGUUCGGCUCCGGCCUGUCUGCUCACUCUUCAGAUCGACCAGACCUUGUGGUCCUCUGUCACCCAAGCGUCCUUGAUAGCACUGCUGACAAACAAGAUCUUGCAUCUGCCAAGGAAGUAUUCGAACGCGAGACAAUCCCAUGCAUCAAACUUGCUGAGACCAAUCCUUUCGGAGCUGGAUCUUCCGUUGAUGAGAACACUACGGCGUUACGGGUAUGCGUAGAAGGGCGAGACAACCCGAACACUGAUUACGAGCUGAAGGAAGUACUGCCUCUCGAUAUCCACCAGUUCGACCAACUCGAGCCAUCGCAGCUUAAUCGCCAUCUCGCACUCAUUAGUCCUCAUCUAGCGAAGGCACAGGGCACGAAGGCUGCCUCGACAGCCCGCAAAUCAUGGUUUAGUGACAAGACCAAGACGUCUACGAAGAAGAUGGGCUCACCAUGGCCAACUGCAAAGUUGCUAGCAUCUGCUUUCGUCCUCUUCGCGCUCAUCCCCGCGCUUCUCAUGGGUGCGGCUUACACCCCUAUGCUGUACCAAAAAGUGUCACAAGGGCGGUCAGUGUCACCAGCCGUUUCAGAGAUUCAGAACAACACCGCAACGAUCACACCCGUAGCGUCAGUGUCUCCAAGUGCGGCUCGAUACCCAGAUUUAAGUCGUUCGAGCAUGGUACACGAAGCCCGAGGCCUCACUGUUGUACCAGUCCAGCCAAAGCAGGCUCCCCAGAAGCCAAAGGCGAAGAACAGUCAGGCUGGAGGUUUCGAAAUCCAGAUAACCGGAGACCAUCAGUUUGUACUACGUCCUUCUAAAUCCUUCAAUUCGAACCGGAAGAAACCCCAACUUCAGGUUCAAGUUUCUCGCCAGUCUCAAGAGGUUCCAGCACAUUACAACCGGACCACCACUGGCGAGUACAUUGUCGACCUGGAUCAGCAGUAUCGAUUCGAUAAGUUCAAUGUCAGCAUUGCCACACAUUCAAAGCCUCUUUUGCGGCAAUCCUUCGAGGUGAUGCUCGGACACAACAAGUCGACGCUAGAUCAACUUCUCGACACCGCCAUGUCCAACAUAUUGGAUACACAAAACACCCUUCGCAACGUCUCCGCUGUAGCUGCACAGCACCUGCAAGAAUACAUGGCCGGGUUUGAUCUCUACGCUUCCAAGCAACUUCAGGAGACUAAGCAUCAGCUGGAGAUGAAGGCUCAUCGGGCAAGACAGAUACCGGAUGCUACGUGGAUGGGGUUGCGAAAGGUGACCGCACCGGUGCGGACAUCGUCAGCGAUGCAAAGGGCCAGGAUGAAUGCUCUUCGCGUGAGGUGCAAGAUGGAGACAGCGGCGGGACUGUCUGCAAAGGAAGGCGGUGAGGGGCAGAGCUGGGCAUGUGCAAAGGUGGGAGGGGCGGUCUAG
This is a messenger RNA of Alternaria triticimaculans, 2244 nucleotides long. RefSeq lists its product as uncharacterized. The record is from RefSeq and is a predicted model, not a curated record. Lineage: Eukaryota; Fungi; Ascomycota; Dothideomycetes; Pleosporales; Pleosporaceae. The coding region runs from base 1 to 2244 and encodes 747 amino acids. The transcript has a single exon.